GGAUAUCGUACGGUUGAUAAGCGAGAGCUGGCGCUAUCUGAACAAGCUGGAAACAACAGAGGUGUUACAAAUGUUAAAAUGAUAAACAGUCCUGGGUUUUCAUAGUUUUUGUUAUAGAGGCGAUGUUAUUUUUUAUAGUCGAGCCAAGUUCUUUUCUUAUGCUUUUUUGACUCGGAAGUCCGACAGACAGCCCGCAAUUUUUUGCUCCUGUAGAGAUGUCAUUCGACUGAGAGAAGGUUUCAGUUUUUAAUUUAUAUCACACAUUUAUGUUAAUAGCCAAACAAACGGAAGAAAGUCCGUCGAAAUCGGAAAAUAAUUUAUUAACACAUCUUUGAAAGGGUGGUCAGGAAAUGAUGGCCGAGGGAAAUCAUAAUACUAUGCCCAUGGCGAUUAGCAAUAGCACGAAAUUAAGAUUGAAAGCCCUCUAUCCGAAAGUCGCCGAUGUGGAAACUUCGCUUCCUAGGAGUUGGUGUCCGAAAGAGAAGUUCAGCCAUAUCGGAUUGUCCAACGGUGGCCUCAGGGUUCAAUUUUUCAAAGGACACAGCGACUCGAACAGGGAAGGUGUGACUGUCAAAUCCAAUAUUUCGAUACCGCCUCCGACCGGUCUCUACUACUUCGAAGUCAAGAUAUUGAGCAAGGGUCGAGAAGGUAACAUAGCCGUGGGUCUCACGACGCCUUGCGCCAGCCUACACAGCUUGCUCGGUAUGGACAAGCACUCAUACGCGUACCAUGGGGCAGAAGGCAAUGUGUACAAUUACAAAACCAACACACCUUACGGGCCUUCGUUUACGACAGGAGACGUCGUGGGCUGUGGGAUCAAUUUUGUCUACAACACUUGUUUCUACACGAAGAACGGCCAUUAUCUUGGAAUCGCUUUUAAAGACAUGCCGAAAAACCUGUAUCCCACUGUCGGAUUGCAUGCGGUGGGUGCGGUCGUCGAUGCCAACUUCGGUCAUAUCCCUUUUGUAUUCGAUAUCGAAGACAUGAUGAAAGAAAUGAAAUCAAAAGCUAAAGAUAUUAUCUAUAAUUUUAGUUUUCCGAGUACCGACAGUGAAUAUCAAGACAUGAUGCACAAACUUGUGAGUUCGUAUCUUUUGCACAACGGAUACUGUGCCACAGCUCAAAAAUUCGCCUCUGAUACGGGCCAGGAGUUCAACGAAAAUAUAGAAGCUAUUCAAAACCGAAGAAACAUAAUGAAUCUUGUGAUUGCAGGUAGGAUACAGGAAGCGAUCGACAGCACUGAGCGUUACUAUCCCGGACUCCUCGAUAACAAACCGAAUCUCCUUUUCCGGUUGAAAUGUCGCCAGUUUAUAGAAAUGAUAAAUUCGAGCCGUCAAAGUAACAAAGAAAGUGUUCAUAAUAACAGAAUGAACGGAGAUACAGAGACGGAAUAUAUGGAAACUGACAGUAAUGGGUAUCCGGAGGAGCCGUGCAAUGGGCGUCUGUCCUCAGUCGAAAAGAUCCUUGAGUUUGGAAAAGAGCUAUACACCAUGAGUCAACGGCUAUUUAGACUGUAUGGUAGUAAUAAGAAAAACAAAUCGAUGCUGCGCAACGCCUUCAGCCUCCUAGCGUACUCAAAUCCCCACAACAGUCCUGUCGGCUGGCAGCUGGACCCAUCCCAGAGAGAAGCUAUCUCGGUAGAGCUCAACUGUGCCAUCCUCAAAGACAGCAACGCUUCGAUGAAACCGCCUUUGGAACUCGCCCUCGCCCAUGCCCAAAAUCUCCUUAACCUCAUGUCCAAAUCAGGAAUUGGACUCGCCUCUUUUACGGAUAUCAAUGAUUAUUUAUAAACAGUAAACUUUCUUACACAAUUUUGUUAUUGGGAGCAGCAGUAAUUUUGUACAUUUCGUAGGACUUUUUUGUUUGUUUUUGAAUUGGGAAGUUAUGGAAAACAACAGAAAUUUUAUUUGUGAUACUAAACUUUGACUGGAGUGAAUGAGAGUAUCACAAUUUUUAAGAUGUUAAUUAAAAACUUCUUCACUGGCGUAAUUUUAUCCAAAAUUAAAACAAUAAAAACAGCAAAUUUUGGUUGAAAGAAAUUUUUAACAUCAAAUUGACAAUUAUAUGUGAAUUGUUGGUUAAAAAUCAACAUCAUUUAAUGACAAAAAAAAGUUUGUACAUUAUAUAAAUACAAAAGAAAAGCUUCAGAUAACAUUUUGUAACAAGCAAAAGCAUAUUUAUACAGAAGAUAAUAAGACAUCGUCUGUGUAAAAACAAAAUAUUUCUCAAUUUCUGUUUUAAAAUUUAAAUUGAAAAAAUACAGUUUUUAGGAUUCUACCAAAUCGCAAAAAAACUUAAAAUAUCAAUUUUAGAAAGUGUCUUAGGAAAAAAGUCCUCCUGGAUUUAGAUUACCUGUUUGUUACAGGGCUAAAAUCAUGGAACAUUUUUUUUUACUCAUAAAUCCUUUAGAAAUUGAUUCAGCUCUCUUCCGAGUAAGUGAAAAAUUAGCUCAACCCUGUAAAAAAUUGCAUUGACCUGACACAUUUAAAAAUUUAUUUAUGUUAUUCAUUUUAAUCAGAGUUUUUAAUGCCUAAAGAUUCAUGUCUCAUUAUUACUUAUUCAGUAUGCUAUUUCCGUGAAAAGAUUAGGCAGAUAUAUUUUAUAAAUUAAACACUCCUUUGCUUGAAUAUAUGCAGUAUGUUUUGUUUUUGUACUGAACUGACAUAUGGUCACUUAUUGAGUGUCACUAUGCCCGUUCAGCAAGAGUUGACCGACUUGCAGACCCACCUAUCAUCAACUCUUGUUUUUAUAUUAAUGCUAACAAGAAGUGAAUGUUUCAUAAAGGGUGAAUUGAUUUAAAAAAAACAAAAUAAAAUAAAAACAAAUAUACAGUAAUAAUUGCAGUGGUGUUAGGAGACAAAUAGUUCAAAAUUGGUGUCAUGCUAGAAUUUCAGAAUUCACAACAGUUAAUAAAAAAAGGCAAAGUUUUGUACCUUUGCUUUUAAUGGACUUUCAAACAAACAAAAACUAAUAAUGUCAGUACAUUAAUUUUUUUUAAAAUUUAUUUAUUAAUAUUUUAUUAAUUAAGCCAGUUGAGGAAGAUAAUGGUCUCUUAUCAAGCUAUUUUGAUUGAGGGUCGCUCUUGAACUUCAAACCUUGCUGAUAUGUUUGUAUUUAAUGACAUGUCAUUUGAAAAGUUUUGGAAAUAUUCAACAAACAAAUUCUCAUGAGUGAUCAUUAAUAAAUAUGUGAUAAUAUUUUGUGUGAUAUUUAAAUGUUAGAGUGUAUGUUUAUUUUAAUAAGGAAUUAUCAUUGUUUUAAAAUAUGAAUUUGCUACACUAUUUAUUGGAAAAUCGCAGUUUUUAAUAACACCAACAUUGCAUUCUGUUAAAAGUUAAAUAAUGGAUUGUUUCAGUGCAUAGUUCAUCAUGUCACAAUUACAUUUUUGUCAAUUGAAAAGUUAUUUUUAUAGUAUAUAUAUUUUCAUCUCUCAUCUCUCCAAAAUGUGAAAAAAAUUAAAUUAAGGGCUUUUAACAUUUGUAUAUUAUGUUUAAUUGAUAAGUUUUAUUAUUAUAAAGUUAGUGUUACUUCUGCAAAUUAAAUUGUAUAUUUUAAAAUGUAAUUACCUAAAAAUAUAGAUGAUUUUUCCUUUGUUGCCAUAUCGUCAAUGUAUGAGACACUGAGGGUGAAAAACGGCGUCGCUCCAACUCCGUGGAGGAAAUUGCCCACGACAAGCAUGCUGUACAUUAGUCGAUAAUUGUGCACAUUCUAAAAUGCAAGAAUAUCAAUUGGUUUUUGACAAAAAAUAUAAAAAAUAAAAGUACAGGGGUAUAAAAGGAGAUGCUGUGGCCGAGGAAUAAAUUUUAUUAUAUUUUUUUAGAAUCGAGACAGCUCUCCUGUAUAAAUCGAUCAACAAGCAAAAUGUAAAAUUUAAUGUAAAAAUCGACACUAGAGAACAUUUUAGAGAACAGUAGAGUUUAGAAAAUAGCGUGUAUUCAUUUAGUGAUAAUGUUAUACCAAUUAUGGUUAUUGAAACAUAUUUAUACAUAACAAAACGCAUGUUCUCUGUUAACCUGCAGGAUGAUGUGUUCCUAAUCUCUAAUUUUGUACAUUGCGCAUUGUGUACGUGUUCAGUUUGUAAUUAUAAAAUGAAGAUAUUAAUAAAUUAAAGUUAUACAUGUU
Cimex lectularius (bed bug) is the source of this 4122-nucleotide messenger RNA. Its product is annotated as ran-binding protein 9-like. Gene Ontology annotation, biological process: cell surface receptor signaling pathway; cytoskeleton organization. Gene Ontology annotation, cellular component: cytoplasm. The record is from RefSeq and is a predicted model, not a curated record. Lineage: Eukaryota; Metazoa; Arthropoda; Insecta; Hemiptera; Cimicidae. Bases 351 to 1790 code for a protein of 479 amino acids. Gene Ontology annotation, molecular function: protein binding. The transcript has 2 exons.